CAUUGGAGCACUGUAAAUUGACGGGUCUGGACUGGCUGUUGGCAGGUUAAAAGUCCAUCGCACAGGCUGAACGCACGUUCGUUGGCCUUUGUGGUUGAUCCAGUAUGGCUCCGCUGAGGUUUUGUGCGAAUAUUUCCUGGCUGUUCACGGAACUGCCAGACUUCAGCCAGAGAAUAUACGCUGCUUCCUCGGCUGGCUUUCAGGCUGUGGAGGCAGCAUGGCUCUACGACUCCGAGCUGCAUGAGCUUCAGAGGGCCAAAGAGGCUACGGGCGUGGAAGUGGUCCUCAUCAACACCCCACCCGGAGAUGUAAAGGCAGGUGAUCUUGGUCUUGGAGCAGUUCCUGGAAGAGAGGCGGAGUUCAGACAGAGUCUGGAUCUAGCUUUAAAAUAUGCAAAAACUUUGGACUGCAAAAGGAUCCACCUGAUGGCAGGGAGGGUGCCUGUGGGCUCACAAAGGACAGCGGUUGCUAAGGAGAUGGAGGCCGUCUUUGUACAGAACCUUAACUAUGCUGCUGAUAUUCUGUCAAAGGAAGGAAUCACUGGUUUGAUUGAACCAAUCAACACAAAGGUUACAGAUCCCAGGUAUUUUCUGGACUCUCCUCAUCAGGCGGCUGUAAUACUUGAAAAGGUUGGAAAGCCAAACAUCAAGCUGCAAAUGGACAUCUUUCACUGGCAAAUAAUGGAUGGAAACCUGACACAAAACAUAUCCAAGUAUAUUCCCCUAAUUGGUCAUGUUCAGAUUGCUCAGGUUCCAGGCAGGAAUGAGCCUGACAGUAACGGAGAGCUCAACUAUAGCUACCUGUUCAACACACUGGAAAAUCUUGACUACCAGGGAUACAUUGGCUGUGAAUACAAGCCAUUAGGCUCCACAAGAGAUGGUUUGGGCUGGAUCAAGGAUUACUGGACACGCAACAAGUGAUGGCCACAAGUUUCUCAACCACAAACCUAUGAACCUGUUGCCUAGGAGUUCAAACACAUUACAGUGGUGUUGGGUGUGUGUUUGUGUCUAUAUCUAUAUCUAUAUCUAUAGAUAUAGAUGUAGAUAUAUAUCUAUAUAUGUAUC
Molecule: messenger RNA, 1064 nt
Organism: Xiphias gladius (swordfish)
Lineage: Eukaryota; Metazoa; Chordata; Actinopteri; Istiophoriformes; Xiphiidae
Gene: hyi
Product: hydroxypyruvate isomerase
Exons: 8
Coding region: 105-920 (271 amino acids)
Biological process (GO): glyoxylate metabolic process
Molecular function (GO): hydroxypyruvate isomerase activity
Source: RefSeq, a predicted model, not a curated record